GACCUUUAGUUCCGUUGAUGUCAUUAGUGAUGACGGUGAUGAUAUGAUAGUUAAGAUGAGCUGAUAGUAACUGUGAUUAUCUCCUGAAUCUCCGUUAUUACAGUGUAUCUCAGUGUGGAUGGGAGGCCGCGGGUCUGACCCCGGGGUGGAGUGUUAAUGCUGACCGUGUGAGGUGAGGGGACAGUGGGCCGCAGUGCAGCAGGUGCUCCGCUGGAGCCGGACUAUGCCGCGCCGGGUCUCCGCGGCUCUACUGCUGCUGCUGCUGCUGCUCUCUCUCGGGGUUCAGGCCGGAGCUGCUGCAGAACCGCAGGACCGGUUUGAAGCAGAAACUCCGGACUGGAGGAAAACCCUGAAAACCAUCCGGAACGGAAUCCAUAAGAUCGAUACCUACCUGAACUUCGCUCUGGACCUGAUCGGGGGAUCAGACGGACUGUGCCGGUACCAGUGCAGCGACGGAUAUAAACCGAUUCCUCGACCCGGAUAUAAACCGUCACCACCCAACGGCUGUGGCUCCCCGCUGUUUGGAUUUCAGUUUGAUAUCGGGAUCCCGUCCAUGACGAGGUGCUGUAAUCAGCACGACCGCUGCUACGACACCUGCGGUGAGGAGAAGCGCGACUGUGAUGAGCAGUUCCAGAUGUGUUUAGAGACCAUCUGCAGAAAUGUCCAGACGACGCUGGGGCUGGAUCACAGUGUACAGGCGUGUGAGACGGCCGUGAAGCUGCUGUUCGACGCUGUGAUGCACCUGGGCUGUAAACCCUACCUGGACAGUCAGAGAGGGGCGUGUAUUUGCCGGUAUGAGGAGAAGACGGACCUGUAAAGGACCUCGACUGGAUCAGAAAAUCUCAGAGCACUGAAUUCAGAGGACUGCUCAGUUUAGUGCAUAAUAAUAAUCCAAUUUAUUGGAAAAUAACCUAGAUUAUGCAGCACAGUGGAAGCUUCAGCCUGAGCUUCAGAUACAUCACCUGUACAGGUUCAGUCUAGUUUUAGACCAGUUAGAUUUAUUAUUUUCAUUAUUAAUGAGAACCAUGGUGAGGAGACUGUGUAUAAUAUUUCUCAGGGAUGAGCAGAGAAUGAAUGCUAUUUUUAAUUUUAUUGAGUUUUGGGAUGAAUAAUAAUGUGAUCAGUCUACAGUGUCUCACUGCUCAGUUUCUAAAGGGUUAAAGUUGUUUGUUUUUCCUUUAAUGAAGCGACUUUUUUGUGUAUGAAUAUUUAAUAUCCGAGAUAUAUCUAAUUUAUAUCUAAUAUAUAAAAAUAAAAUGAACUGAUGGGACAGAUGAAUGUAAAUGUAAUAAUAAUAAACAUGACAAAGCUUUACUGAUGUACUGUAAUUAAACAUUAAAUAUGAUAA
Astyanax mexicanus (Mexican tetra) is the source of this 1348-nucleotide messenger RNA. It is a transcript of the gene pla2g12a, whose product is annotated as phospholipase A2, group XIIA. The coding region runs from base 224 to 817 and encodes 197 amino acids. Gene Ontology annotation, biological process: phospholipid metabolic process; arachidonate secretion; lipid catabolic process. Gene Ontology annotation, molecular function: calcium ion binding; A2-type glycerophospholipase activity. NCBI's taxonomy places the organism in Eukaryota, Metazoa, Chordata, Actinopteri, Characiformes, Acestrorhamphidae. The transcript has 4 exons. The record is from RefSeq and is a predicted model, not a curated record. Gene Ontology annotation, cellular component: extracellular region.